Molecule: messenger RNA, 2814 nt
Organism: Musca vetustissima
Lineage: Eukaryota; Metazoa; Arthropoda; Insecta; Diptera; Muscidae
Gene: Cep97
Product: centrosomal protein of 97 kDa
Exons: 13
Coding region: 1-2814 (937 amino acids)
Molecular function (GO): protein binding
Source: RefSeq, a predicted model, not a curated record
AUGAAUGAAAAGAACAGCAAUUGCCGCCGAAAAGUUUGCAAUUCGUUUACUGUUUGGUGCACAGUGUCUACAUUUUUUUGCUUCAUUCUCAUACCACUCGAUUGUUUUUGUUUCUUUUCAGGUGAAGAGGAAUGUGAAAAAAUUGUUUUGGACUUGUCUCGCAAGCAAUUGAAAAAAGUGCCAAAACAAGAAGAAGCCCAAAAUGUACGUGUUCUUCUCUUGGAUGAAAAUGAAUUACAAAAAAUUGAUAAUAUCGAUUCAUAUCUUAAAAUAGAAAAGCUAUCCUUGAGCAAAAAUCAAUUGCUACGCAUGUAUGGCAUAUGUCGUUUACAUUGCUUGCGAGAAUUAAAUCUUUCGUUCAAUGGGAUUUUAUCAAUUGAAGGCUUGAAAGAAUGUACCCACUUGCGCAUUUUGAAUUUGGAGGGAAACAACAUUAAAAAUAUUGAACAUCUAAAUACCAACACAAAGUUGGAAUAUUUAAAUUUGGCUGAAAAUAGUAUAGGCAGUAUAUCGGAUAUAUCAUUUCUAAAGUGCCUAAAGGAACUAUAUUUGCAUGGAAAUCGAUUAACACAUUUAAGACAGUGCGAUAAAUACUUACCGCAAUCACUGGAGGUUUUGACUUUGGCCAAAAAUAAUAUAAGCGAUUUAAACGAAAUCUGUACAUUGGCACAUUUGAACAAUUUGAAUAGCCUAACUAUUAGUGAGAAUCCAUGUGUUUCGAUGACAGCAGGAGCUGAUGGGUUUGACCAUAGACCAUUCGUUUUGAAUUGGUGUUUGAGUCUAAAAGUUAUCGAUGGUUUUGUGGUAGAUCCCAUUGAAAGCCUUAAAGCUGAAUGGCUGUAUAGCCAAGGACGUGGUCGUAGUUUCCGUUUGGGGGAACAGGCCGCACUUGCUAAAUAUUUGAGUUCUGUUUGCCCUUUAAUUGGAAAAGCAUUAGAAAAUGAAAAUGAACGCAAACUGCGAUUGAUACUAAGUAAAGCUCAACAUCAUCAGCGUCAACUGCAGGAAGAAAUAUCGGAGAACUCUAACGCGUCAGCGAAUAAUUCACCGUCAUCGGGACGAAAGAAACCUGCAAGUCGUAUACAAUCACCAAGAUUUUCACGUUUAAGUGGUCGUCAAGGCUCACCAGAUUCUAUGGUUAAUAGUUAUCAUGGUAAUACGGCCAAUGAUCGUAAUGAAGCAAAUCAUGCUACACAAAUGACAACAUCACUGAUCGAAAAUGUAAAGAACUGCGAAUCAAUAAUGUCACAAAGUUUGGAGGGCUCAAAUGGUAAUAAUUCGAAUGCAAAAAUGAAUAAUUCACAGGAAUCUACACCACGUACAAUAACUCCAAAUCCGUAUAAUGAACAAUCAUAUGCAAAUCAACCAUUAAGUGGGGGACCUUUGGCGGCUGCAUCAAAAAUGGUACCCGUACCGGAAACGCUUAUGAGUCCAGAUGUUUGCCCCGCCUCAGUGGCUCAACGGGUAACUGUCUCAGCAAUAAAUACUCAAAUACAACAAACAAAAACUAAUAAAAAUAAAGAUAAUCGUUUAAAUUCACCAAAAAUGCGCAGUCCUCACCUGAAACGCAAUACUGCGGAACGCAGUCCAACAAUGAGUCCAAGAAAAUCCAAUACAGUUGCCAACAAUUCGAAUAUUCACCAACAAAUGUCCAAUACAAAAAUGAUUUCAAAUCAGCAGCAACAUUUGGAACAACAACAAAUAAAGUCACGGCAAUUUGUCACAAAUUCAAUGCAUGUUGCAGCUCCAGACGAUUGUUCAGCAGGUGGUAGUUCUGACGAUGAUAGUGAUAACAUCAAUGUGGAUAAAUUAAAAACGAUACGCAAUAAAGCAGCGCAGAGGUGUCAACAAAUGAAACAGAAUAUGGAGAAUUCCAGUUUGAAUUGCAGCCAAGAUACCGAAUCAUCAGCUGUGGUAAUACAAAAAAUAUGGCGAGGAUAUCGUACACGCAAAAAAACCAAGGACAUUGCGGAGAAAUUACUUAAGCGAAGGACGCAUGAAUACAUUGACAAAUUAACCAAAGACAUGGAAAUGACAAAGGCCCAACUGGAAAAUGAACGCAAAAUUCAGCAGCUUCAAAUGCAGGCCAUUAAUGCGCUUUGGAAAAAGGUUUCUUCAAUGCAAAACACAGUUGUCACAACUAACCCAACCCCGGCAAAUGCAGAUGCUGUCCAUGGAGAUCAAUCAUCAUCGGUAGGGUCAUCGUCAUCUAGCAAUGUGGUAGUCACACAACCAAAUACAUUAUGUUUAGAUAAUAGUUCAACAACGGUGGUAAAUGAUUUAGCCAAGACAUGUGGAAUGCUAACAAAUCAGGUACAACAAUUGCAGGGUUCAAUGAGAGAUAUUUUAAAUUGUCUCACAUUGUUCUGCAAUUUACCUCAAGAGAACGUAAAACGUCUCUUGACUGCCGGUGUAGCUGAGGCUUUAUCCCAAACAACAAAUCCCCUCAAUACCUCGAAUAGUAGCGAGAAAAAAGACUCAGCAGCUACACAAACAGAAAUAGUGGCAGUACACACGCCACAAAUGGAGAAUCAAACGAAUUUCCCGUUUACAAAAGUGCGCCCUUCAACCUUAGCCUUGUUGGAAGCUCAAAACCCGACUAACAGUAGUGGCACGGGUAAUACAGCGGCAGUUUCGACAUCUACAGACAUGGACCAACCAUUGGAAACUCCCACUAAUCACAAAAGACACAUGCCGCCGCCAGAUGAAAGUGGGGUAUGCAGUGACGAUGUCCGUUCGUAUGAUUCUGUUUCAAUAUCCGAGAAACAAGACGACGAUGAGAAACAUAAUUUACAGUUGAAAUCCAGUGGCUGA